This is a messenger RNA of Canariomyces notabilis, 3459 nucleotides long. Its product is annotated as TBC-domain-containing protein. The transcript has 2 exons. The coding region runs from base 1 to 3459 and encodes 1152 amino acids. The record is from RefSeq and is a predicted model, not a curated record. NCBI's taxonomy places the organism in Eukaryota, Fungi, Ascomycota, Sordariomycetes, Sordariales, Chaetomiaceae.
AUGUUAAACCUCUCGAGCUUUGUGCAAAAGGCUCAACAGCUGUUGGACCCGACGCAGGGCUUAAAUCUCUCCGAAUCGGACCGGAACCCGUCCAAGGCCUCGCUCUUCCAGAGCCAGUUUCGCCUGCCGUCGUCGCAGCAUCCUCUGUACGAGAUAACAGCCGAGCUCACGAUUCCGCCCGCGAAUGCCACGCAGGGCGACAGGGAUAGAGACCGCGGCUUUCAAUAUGCCGGAAAGCUGCAUCUUUCCGAAGCCUACCUCUGCUUCUCCACCACGCCCUCCAGCUUCCAACAGUCGGCCAGCACGUCUAGUUCCUCGAUAUUCACCGGCCAAACCCAUGGCGGAGGGCCAAGCGGCAAUGGCUUUACCUUCCCGCUCUGUGCCAUUCGAAGAGUCGAGCGCCUUCACAGUCAAACAUUCCAGUUCGCCCUCUCCAUCGCAACAUGGAACGGUAUCAGUCAAGAUGCCGCCAAGGAGAAGGACAAGAAGGACCUCAAGGAACAGCGCAUAACAGUCCAGCUUGCCGGCACGCGGCCCGCCUGCGAACGCUUUUGCGACGGCUUGAAGAAGGGCCUGCGGGCAAACGUCGGGAAUGUUGGGAAGCUAAAGAAGGUCACAGCCGAGUGCUAUUCAGAAUACCUUCUCCGCCCGGAGGACAAGAAGAAUGCCAGUCCUCCCGAUGCCGGGUUAGGCAUGCUCUUCAAAUACCCCGGGGACCCCAAAAAGCUCCGCGACCGGGCCAAGAUGAGGCUGUGGGCCGAGUAUCUACGCGACAACGGGCGGAACGUGACGUUGAUCCGCCAGCCCACCUUUCACAAGCUGAUCAGGGUCGGCUUGCCAAACAGGCUAAGAGGCGAGAUGUGGGAGCUGACGUCUGGCUCCAUCUAUCUGCGACUUGAGAACCCGACGCUGUAUUCCGAUACGCUCUCCAAGUUCUCCGGGAGGGAGUCGCUGGCGAUUGACGAGAUUGAGAAGGACCUGAACAGGAGCCUUCCGGAAUAUCCCGGCUUCCAGAGCGAGGAAGGCAUUGGCCGCCUCCGCCGGGUCCUCACGGCCUAUAGCUGGGUCAACGCCGACGUAGGCUACUGCCAGGCUAUGAACAUUGUCGUGGCGGCGCUGCUCAUUUACAUGUCUGAGACCCAAGCCUUUUUCCUCCUUUCCGCCCUGUGCGAUCGGCUAGUGCCCGGAUAUUACUCCACCACCAUGUAUGGCACCCUCCUUGAUCAAAAGGUAUUCGAGUCCCUAGUGGAGAAGACGAUGCCCAUCCUGUGGGAGCAUCUUGUCAAGAGUGACGUCCAGUUGUCCGUCGUUUCACUCCCCUGGUUUCUGUCGCUCUACAUCAAUUCAAUGCCUCUGGUUUUCGCCUUCAGAGUUUUGGAUGUCUUCUUUGUCGAAGGACCCAAAGUUCUGUUCCAAGUUGGCUUGGCUAUUCUCAGGAUUAACGGAGAGGAGCUUCUCGACGCGGCUGACGACGGCGCCUUCAUAUCGGUCCUCAAAUCCUACUUUGCUCGCUUAGACGAGUCAGCCCACCCCAAGUCGGAGAACCCGAAGCUGAGAGCUGUGACGAAAUUCCAGGAGCUCAUGGUCGUUGCAUUCAAGGAGUUCUCGGGUAUCACACACAGCAGCAUCACGGAGCUUCGCUUGAAGAAUAAAGAUGCCGUCUUAAACAAUAUCGAGAGUUUCGCCAAACGCACUGCAAUCAGGAAUUUGUCCCCGGACAGCAAGCUGCUGAGCAACGACGAGCUGGGCGCAUUAUACGACAGGUUUUAUGGCGUGCUGUACGAAAGACAGCAGCGGGACCACAUUCUAAAGCAGGAACAGGCAAGGCGGAACAAAAGCAGCAGGUCACGGAUUGCAGAGGUUGCGAGCGAGGGUGACCACGGCAUAGAAAAGGGACGGGUUGGCCUGGGUCCGAGCACCAGCCUGAUGGACUACGACGCGUUUCGUGAAUUUCUCGCCGGCAUGUCUAAAUGGGCCAUUUCAGACUCUCCCACCACUCCCCGCCGUGAGGCUCUUGCAGACAAGGACAAGGGCUUUUACAGCAGCUUCAAAAGGUCUGAUGCACUGCUAUCUCCUUGGGGUGCCGGCCCUGAGCCCGCGGACCACGAAUUCUUAAGGAGACUGUUCCAGAAGUGGGACGCCGACUCAUCCUCAACCCUCACACUCCAAAAGGUUGUCUCAGGCUUGGCCCGCAUCAAAGGCAAGCGAGACAUUAUGGGGACCAUUAGCUAUUUUUUUGAACUGUACGACGACGAUGGCGAUGGCAAGGUUGACAGAGAAGGCAUCCUACGCAUGUCUGAAGCCUUGCUGUUCCUCUCUCGACGUGGGCUCGAGGGCACGCUCAGUCCUUCAAAUUCAACUUUGACCCUCAGUGAAGGCGCAAACGCGGGCCAAAACGAUGUGCCGGGCCAGUCUGUAAAUGAGAGAUUCCUCGGCAGUGUCAGCGCCUUUAUAAGGAGGUGCUUUGAAUACGCCGAUCCCGACCAUCCUAGCAACCAGCACAACGCUGUGCGAGAGGUGCAAGAAAAGCUUCAAGCAGCCCAGCUGAAGGAGACGGCGAGCGAAGAGCUUGCAAGCCCUGACGCGUUCGCUAUUGGCGAUGACGACGACGACGACGACGACGACGACGACCUAUUAGCGAUGGAGUCGCCGACUGGGAGCCCCAAGCAAGCUAAAAGAUCUGACGUGCCAGGCGAUCAGCAGCCGCCAGAACUCCAGCUCAACUCGGUUCAGUUAACCCCUGAUGAGGAUGACUUGGCGUUGCGGCGACGUGUGUCCAAAGCCCAAUCUGAGAAGGCUAAUAUCGCCCUCGACCCGUCCAAUCCCUUGCACAUUACGCUUCCAACCUUCCGCAUGGUUGUUCUUGCUGAUGAAUUGCUCGAACAAUUCUUCGAAUCCUCAUUCCCCACCUCUUUCCACAUCAUCGACAACCUCGGCUCAUCUAAUACUCCAACAAGCGCCUCAUCCCUGACCACCUUCUCCAGCCUUGGCAUCGGCGCCGGGCGUGCGGUCAACGCCGCUCUUGGCGGAGCCCCAGUGGCCACAGCACCUGCCGUCGGCCGGGGUCUGCGCGGCGUGCUCGACAACAUCGUCACGGACGGGAUGCGCGUAGCGGCCGAGGUACGGCGCCGGAUGGAGGAGGCGCAGAAGGAGUUGGAGAAGAAUGCGCUUCCGGGUCAGCGCAAUGAUGAGGAGGAUGAAGAGGAUGAAGAUGAUCCCGCCGGCGGUGAGCGGUCGUCCGGGGCCGGCAAGGGCGUGGCCUAUGGCGGUGACCCCGAGCGUCGCAGUGUACGGAGCUCGGAUAGAGAUUUGCUUACGGGAGCUGACGCAGAGGCCAGCGGCACGAGCCGUGUCGGCGAUGGCAUCGUUACGGGCGAUCUCUCUGUGGAUGGGGCUGGACCGAGCAGCGGUUCUGGGGCCGGCCCCGGCAAGGUGGUCGGGGUCGAGUUUGACGGGUAG